Molecule: messenger RNA, 1416 nt
Organism: Aspergillus bombycis
Lineage: Eukaryota; Fungi; Ascomycota; Eurotiomycetes; Eurotiales; Aspergillaceae
Product: putative Na(+)/H(+) antiporter
Exons: 1
Coding region: 1-1416 (471 amino acids)
Biological process (GO): proton export across plasma membrane; intracellular potassium ion homeostasis; sodium ion export across plasma membrane
Cellular component (GO): plasma membrane
Molecular function (GO): sodium:proton antiporter activity
Source: RefSeq, a predicted model, not a curated record
AUGGUAUGGAGUCAGAUCAACCCUACAUCACUCCAUCUCAGCUUCUUGUUCCUCUCGGGCAGUAUCCUCCUAUACACUGUACUUUCACGUUUUCUAAAAGAAACACUCCUUCUGGCAGAACCUCCACUCGCUACCUUGGUCGGUAUUCUGACUGGACCCGCCGUGUUGGGUGCCGUUGAGCCCCAGCCGUGGAAGCUCGGCGAUCAUGUCACCAAGGAACUAGCACGACUCACUGCGAGUAUGCAGGUAUUCAUUGUGGGCAUUGAGCUCCCCGAGGGAUACUGCAGGAAGCACUGGAAAGGAAUCGGCAUCCUUCUUGGCCCCAUCAUGAUAAGUGGCUGGGUCGUAUGUACGAUGCUGAUCCAUCUGGUUUUCGGUGCUAGCUACCCGUCUGCGCUCGUUAUCAGCGCUUGCCUCACUCCCACCGAUCCGGUGUUGGUCGCGACGAUCCUGGAGGACCCCAAGGCGACUAGCGACCGUAUUAAGUAUCUUCUGGCCGCGGAAUCUGGCGUGAAUGAUGGCACCUCAUUCCCAUUUCUAUAUCUCGGGAUUUUUAUCCUGAAGGAGCAUUCUGUUGGUGCCGUGCUGCGGGAAUACUUGACGGUGACAAUAGCAUACCAAUGCAUUGUGAGUGUUGCUGUUGGGAUAAGUCUUGGUUAUGGGGCGAACAGGCUCCUCCGCUAUUCCUACGAGCGUGGUAGAAUUACGGAAAACUUCGUUGCUCUGUUCCCCUUAGCUCUGAUCUUCUUCAGCUUAGGAUUCUCAAGCACGAUGGGGAUGGAUGACUUCCUACUUGUCUUCAGCGCAGGCAUCGGGUAUGCAUACCACGGUCGGCUUGAACAUGCCUACCAGGUAAAUCCAGUGGCCACCUCAUUCAUCAGCUUCUCUCUUAGUAUAGCGACCUUUAUCUAUUUUGGCCUGAUGAUCCCUUGGGCUGCUGUCGCAGAUACGCCGCAGUUAUCAUCAUCAAAGAUUGGGAUAUUUGUGCUUCUUGUUCUACUGUUUCGUCGAAUCCCUUUUAUUGUCGCACUGAAACCAUUUAUUCCCGAUAUCAAAACGUACAGGGAGGCGCUCUUCUGCGGUCACUUUGGACCCAUGGGUGUCGGCGCUCUGUUUUUGUCCAUGGAGGCCAGGGAAAUCCUUAAUUCCUCCUGCUCCCGGGCACAGGCACAGCCGGGCGACAACUGGGACCAGUAUGCCUGUGAAACUGUGGAGUUGGUCUGGCCAGUUGUUUGCUUUACUGUUUUGGGCUCUGUUGUGGUGCAUGGCUUGAGUAUGAGCAUUGCGAAGUUGGCUCGGACUGUGAUAUGCGCUCGAAAGCAGCAUAUCAAGUCAUCAUGUACCUCAGAUAUGCCCAGCACAGGGUCUGAAAUCUUGAACGGUGGACUGUAUCAUGAUGAGGAGAGUCUACUCUAG